ACAGUCCCUCCUUUGCACCACAAGUACUUCUGGAAUUGUACUUCUAUUCCCACCAUAUACAGGUCAGAUCAUCCUAGUCUGAUACAUACGAAGUAAUGCUUGCCUUGACAGGAUGUACGGGGAAGAUCGGGGGAGCGGUCUUUGAUGCGCUUCUCACGAACCAGCUCAUCCCACCCUCUCAGCUUGUGGUCUGUACCUCAUCCAGCACGGAAGACGCACGAUGGGACGCCUUCAAAUCUCAGGGGGGUAUCGUCCGUCAUUCCAACUACGAUGAUCCGGAAUCCAUGGUGAAAGCGUUCUCCGGCUGCACCAAGCUCUUCCUCGUGUCCACCCCACGAGUUAGCAUGGACUUCUUCGAUGCUCCCCCAGGCCAGGGCCGGGAACGGCAUCACACUGAUGCUAUCAGAGCGGCUCAAAAGGCUGGCGUAAAGCAUAUCUAUUACACCUCUUUAGCCUUUGGGCCAGAAUCCGUUGCCGGUGUGAUGCGGGCCCACCUCCGCACCGAGGCUUUCCUCAAGGACUUGAAAGACAUCAAGUUCACUGUAAUUAGAGAAGGGCUGUACAACGAGUCGUGGCCAUUGUAUUUCGGCUAUUAUGACCUCAAAAAGGAUGACCGGGACGAGGUCGUCACGGCUGGUGAUGGUCCGAUCAGUUGGACUUCUAUUGCGGAUCUUGGUUUGGCGUCUGCUUUGGUUGUUGUCGAUCCCUCGGAAAAGUACGUCGGGAAGACAUUUUACCUCUCGAACUCGAGAACCAAGACUCUCAAGGAUAUUGCAGCCAUAGUAUCCAAGGUUAAGGGGAGGGAAAUCCGCUUGAAAACUGUCUCACUUGAGGAACAUUGUGAAUAUUACAUCACGAAAAUGGGUAGGGACAAAGGAGCUGUUGAAUGGUGGUGUACGAGCUAUGCUGCUCUGGAGAGGAAUGAGUGUUGGAUCAAAGAUAGUCCGUUCAAUGAACUGCUAUCGAGCAGAGGCAGGCAACCAAAACCUGUCGAGGAGACUAUCGAAGAGAUGUUGAAAGGCUGAAAGGGCUUAUUGACGAAUCACAAGACCUUAUGCCCUUCGUAUAUUCCCUGAACCGUGAAUAGAGCAACACGUACAUAUUCCCCUACCGCUUCUAUCACAGUAAAUGAGAAAAUUUUCC
Molecule: messenger RNA, 1143 nt
Organism: Amorphotheca resinae ATCC 22711
Lineage: Eukaryota; Fungi; Ascomycota; Leotiomycetes; Helotiales; Amorphothecaceae
Exons: 1
Coding region: 96-1025 (309 amino acids)
Source: RefSeq, a predicted model, not a curated record